Molecule: messenger RNA, 3990 nt
Organism: Danio rerio (zebrafish)
Lineage: Eukaryota; Metazoa; Chordata; Actinopteri; Cypriniformes; Danionidae
Source: RefSeq, a predicted model, not a curated record
CAGCAGCAUCUGCUCAGAGUCAGUGAGUUGAGUUUGUGUGUGUGUGUGUGUGUCAGUGAGCAGCAGCUCGCCACAGUGUUGGAGACCAUGACGGAGCCGGAGCCCACGCUGGAGCAGGAGCCCACGCCGGAGCCGGAGCCCACGCAGGAGCCCACGCCGGAGCCCACGCCGGAGCCGGAGCCCACGCAGGAGCCAGAGUCAGAGCCGGAGCUGGAGCUAAAGCAGGAGAACGGCUGCACUAAAGCGAGCGAGCAGAAGUCACCGGAGGAGUUCGAGCCCCCCGAGGGCGGCUGGGGGUGGGUGGUGAUGCUGGCCUCCAUGUGGUGUAACGGCUCGGUGUUCGGCAUCCAGAACGCCUUCGGCAUCAUGUUCGUGUACCUGCUAAAUGAGUUCGGCUCCGAGCACGACGCCGACCUGCGCUUCAAAACAGCAUGGGUGGGCUCUCUGUCGAUGGGCAUGAUCUUCUUCUGCUCUCCAAUCGUCAGCGUGUUCACGGAUCUGCUGGGCUGUCGGAUCACGGCUGUGGGGGGAGCUGCAGUGGGCUGUGUGGGGCUGCUGGCCAGUUCAUUCGUCACGUCUCUGGGCCCGAUGUACUUCACCUACGGGAUAGUGUUCGCGUGUGGCUGCAGUUUUGCGUAUCAGCCGAGUCUGGUGAUCCUGGGCCACUACUUCAAGCGCAGGCUGGGUCUGGUGAACGGCAUCGUGACGGCGGGCAGCAGCGUGUUCACCAUCACGCUCCCGUACAUGCUGUCGGGCCUGCUGAAGAGCGUGGGGCUGUACCACACGCUGCGGGUGCUGGCCAUCUUCAUGUUCAUCCUCAUGCUGGCCGGACUCACCUACAAACCCCUGCUGCCCAAACCCGUCAGCAGCAGCAAACCCGGCAGCCGCUGCCCUCCGCUCAGCAGGAUCUUCAACGUCAACAUCUGGAAGUCUCUGGGCUACCGCAUAUGGGCCUUCGGCAUCCCGGCGGCCCUCUACGGGUACUUUGUGCCUUACGUUCAUCUGAUGACACAUGUGGAGGAGCGCUUCGGACCGGAAGCUAAUAAAGAAGUUCUGCUGGCCUGUAUCGGCAUCACGUCCGGCGUGGGGCGUCUGAUCUUCGGCAGAGUGGCUGACUACGUGCCUGGAGUUAAUAAAGUCUUCCUGCAGGUGUCUUCAUUCAUGGUGAUCGGCGUGAUGUCCAUGAUGAUUCCUCUGUGUCAUGUGUUCGGCGGGCUGAUCGCCGUGUGUCUGCUCAUGGGGCUGUUCGAUGGCUGCUUCAUCUGCAUCAUGGCCCCCAUCGCCUUCGAGCUGGUGGGCUCCCAGAACGUGUCUCAGGCCAUCGGCUUCCUGCUGGGCAUGAUGUCCAUCCCCAUGACCGUCGGCCCGCCCAUCGCAGGGUUUCUGCGGGACCGUUUGGGCAGCUAUGACGUGGCGUUUUACCUGGCCGGUAUCCCCCCCCUCAUUGGUGGAGCAGUGCUGUGUGCCAUUCCCUGGGUGGAGGCGCGCAGGAAGAGGAGAGAGGCGGCAAACACAGCCGAAAACACAGAGAAGAUGCUGGAGAGCAGGAGCCCCCCGCUGGAGGACACCGUCUGCAGGACUGAAGAGCCCGAGUCCGUCAUCUGAGGACAGCACACACACACGGCUGUCUGUCUGUCUGUCUGAGUGAGAGUGUGUGUGAGAGUGUGUGUGUGUGUAUACAGGUUUAUGUGGUUUACAGGGACAUGAAAUUGUAUAAUGAUAUAGGUGACGUCCCAGCCGGCAUGAUGCCAUUAACAUGACCUCAGAUUGGCGUUGCACCCCAACAUUGUGGGGACGCUGCAUCUUGUUUGGAAAUGAAAAUCGGGUUAACAUCAGAACUCAAGGUCAGGCUGACGUCAAUGUCCAACAUCCAACCUAAAAUCAACCAAAUAUCAACGUCUAUUGAUGGUGUUCCAGCUUGGCGUUUGUGGACGUUUCCACUAUGACGUCUGUCAGAUGUUGGGUUUUGAAUGCCAGACCUGAUGAAUUACUGUCAGUAUGUGACGUCAGUGUGAUGUUGGGUUAAGAUGUUGGGUUACUUUCUAACAACCUAAAGUCAACCAAAUAUCAACGCUAUCUGACGUCUUUAUUGGACAUCAGUAUAAUGUUGUCCUCAGACGCUGGCUAGACAUUGAGUUGUGGUCACCUGACAUCACGACCUAAAUCUAGCCUGAUAUUAGCGUGUUCUGUCGGUGUGCCGGCUGGGUUAGCUGUACUCUACACUCAGCUGCUUCUUUAAGCUACUUACUUCACUUCAUUGUGUUAUGUUCAGUCCACCUAAAUUUGACAAACAAGAUUGAGUUCAUCUAUUAGUGUUGGGAAUAGUGGGAUCUUUACAGUGUGUACACACACCUCGUCUCCUGGUAAAUGAAGAACUCUUAAAGACCGGAUGAGGUUUUUCACAUUCAGAUUUAGCCACAGGUCUGCUGUGAGAGUUGGGUUUAGAGGUCGGGACAUAUAAUACAUUACAUAUGUAUAAAAUACAUUACACCAUGCAGAGUCCCUGUAAACCGCGUGUGUGUGCGUGCGUGUGUGCGUGCGUGUGUGCGUGUGUGUGUGUGUGAUCAGAGGGUUUUGUGUGUUUUCUAUCUGCAGGAUGGCUCUGAUCUCGGGCCUGUACACUAAUGUGAUUGGUGUUGUCCGCUAUGCAUAUUUCAGAAGUGUCCUUCAUUAUUUUUAUACUGAACUCUGGGGAUGUCGAAGGGAACCGGAGCACCGCUAAUGUGAGGAAACAAUCAUGAUGAAGAAGGGAAGACGUGAAACACUUUCACAGCAUUUCAUUUUCACUAGUGUAGAAAGUAUUAGUGUGUCCUUUAUUUUUAUAUUCUGUGAUGUAAACGUGUCAUUUAUAACGCUAAACUGUCUCAUACACAUGGGAAUAUUCAGCCAUACCAUCAUCUCCUCCUGUGCCGGAAACUGAGCGCUCUAUAUGCAGAGGAGGGAGAUCACCAAAGCUGAGGAGCACUGAGGUGCACGUGUGUGUGUGUGUGUGUGCGUGUGUGCGCUUACAACAGGACCUCUAUGAGCUGGUGUGUUUUGAGAGCGUGCUGAUGGUCAGGUUGAUGAUUCUUCAUCAUCAUCAUCAUCUUCACAUUCACCACAGCGAGGCCUUGUCUGAGGAGGGAAGCACAAACAUCAGAGUAAUUAGUGUGAUGAAUAUGUAUUGAUAUAGUCCCACACACACACACACACACACACCCCAGUGUUGUCCAUCAGGAGUGUUAACUGCGUCCGGUGAUCUACUACCUCAGUCCACAUUAAACUGACCUGAAGCCAGUGUCCCGGAGCUCAUGCAGACUCUCCUCUACCCGGAGUGUUGUCAGCGUCACGAGUGCCUCGAGGAGCGUGAUGAUCAGACAGAUGAUGAAGAUGAUCAGUGCCAAAGCAUUUCAUGAGGGAAAGACGUUUGAUUUGUUAUUAAUCUCUCUCUGGGGAUGACCCUCUCUUUUAUACUCUAUUUUGUAUCUGCCAGUUUUGUAUUUGUUUAAUUUAUACUUGUUGAACACCAGCCCAGCAAAGCUUUCCCACACGUGCCUGAGACUUUGGCCAGCUCAGAUUUACAGUACAGGCAUGGGCCGGUGUUGAUGACGCUGCUCAGGGUGAUCAGAUAUCUACAUUUGCUCAUCAGAAGUGAUGGCGAGGCUUGAUCAGUGUGUGCUGUGCAUUUAGAUGUGAUUGUGAGGUUUGUGCUGAACACACACCGCUGGCUGCACUUAACAAAGCAGGCUGGAGCUUUAUUUGAUAGCAUUUAUUACCUCUACCCUUAAUACUACAGUCAGCACAUACAGUACAUGUGUAUUACGUCAACAGCAACAACCUGAUAUGCAGAUCAGCGCUUCUUCAGUCUCGGUGCAGACAUGGUGAUGGAUGAGUUGAUUCUGUGCCUCGCUCUCGUCACCUGAGCUGCUGCUGUUCGUGUUGUCUGUGCCACACUGCUGUCAGUGCAGUUCUGCUCCACAAUCAAUAAAGAUAAAUGUUUGUAUUAUUAAA